AUGCCUUUUCUACCUAACAGGCAAGGGGCUUGGAACGUGAUAAGGAAAUACGGGUUCGCGUUCGACAUCGACGAGGGUGCGGAGGAGAGAGGUGUAGAGGGAAUCAUGCGUAGAGGACAGGGCGUGGAAAAGUGUGAGGUGUGCGGUGAGCUGGUUGCGGCAUUGGGGGAAGAAGCGGGUGCGGAGGGUGGUGAGGAGUUUUUCGGUGGUGGAGUCGAGGCGGAGGGUGAGGAUUAG
This is a messenger RNA of Sclerotinia borealis F-4128, 237 nucleotides long. The record is from the annotation of a GenBank genome assembly. NCBI's taxonomy places the organism in Eukaryota, Fungi, Ascomycota, Leotiomycetes, Helotiales, Sclerotiniaceae.